Molecule: messenger RNA, 1713 nt
Organism: Dimorphilus gyrociliatus
Lineage: Eukaryota; Metazoa; Annelida; Polychaeta; Dinophilidae
Source: the annotation of a GenBank genome assembly
AAGCAUGUCUUAGACUAAUCUAAAAUUAUCAUGUUAAUAAUAAUAAUAAUAAUAAUAAUAAUAUUAAUAAUUUAUUAUAAUGUAUACAAAAACUCAGCUGCUAUAUAAUUAAUAAACAACUCAUUAUUAUCCAUAUUACAGGCGACAGCGUCUCCAAGUCCAAUAUGAACUACAUACUUAUUGGAGUGAUUUUGGGAAUAAUUCUGUUGCUAUUCAUCAUUAUUGCUAUUAUCUGUUGCUAUAGAUAUAAUAGAGGUGGAAAGUAUCCAGUUUAUGAGAAGGAACGUCUACACGGAAUACCAGAUGAAGAUGAAGAGAGUAAUGCUAAAGAUUUCGGCAGACCAGAUGAUAUGCCAUCAAAAAGACGGAAGGGAGGCUCUAUUGACUCUAAAGGGAAUUUAAUCGAUUCAGAAACAGAUUCUCUGGCAGAGUAUGAUGAGGAUCCCGAUCCGAAUACUUUUGGCGAAGACGGUUCGUUUAUUGGCCAAUACGGUGGCGAUAAAGUUCCAGAAACGCCUGAUAUCAAUCCUCCCAACGCUCUAUCCACAUUCGUAUAGUGCUAUUCAAUUUUAUAGCGAAAUAAGAAAAUGUAAAAAAAAAAAAAAGCAUAGGACAAGAACAAAAAGAAAGAAACCUUCUAUCUUUAUACAACAUCCAUUUUUAUUUUCUUUUUUCGGAAAUGUCAACCGACUCUAGUCAACAUUAGAAACGUCGGCCUAUCUAUCCAUAGUAAAAAAGAAACAUCUUCUCUCUUACUUUCAUUUGUUUUUUAGUUUUUUCUUUUUAAAAAAAUGACUAUUAGUUCUUUAUUUUCAUUUUAUGUAUACGUUUAAAAGAAAACAGACAAAAAAUAGCACGAACAAGUUUGCUUCUAUUACUAUUAAUACUUCUUAUUCUUAUUCUUCUUCUUCAUCAUCUUCUUCUUCUCAUUUUGCAGUAGAAGAAAAAUGAACAAAGUGCUUGACAUAAUUAUAUUGUAAUAACUGUUUUUAAUCUCAUUUUUUUUUAAAAAAACAAAAUGUUCUUAUUUUUGCAUAUUGGUGCUUAUAAAAAUUGUUUACUUUAAUGUAUGUUUUUUUUGUUUGUUUGUUUACAUUUUGCGUUAUUUCUUUUUUCCAUUUAUUGACGGAGAAAAAAAUAUGCAUUAGCCUGUUCUCUCUUUAUAAUCAUACAAAUCUUGUAAAGAAGGCAAAAACUUUUUUUGUCUAUUUGAAAACAAAAAAAUGACCUUCAUUCUUUUGUUUUAUUAUAUAUAUAUAUAUGUAUGUAUGUAUGUAAGUAUACAAUAUAUAUUACAUAUAAAAAAAGAUGCUAGUUUCGUUCCUUUCUCUCCUCUUUUUUUUCUCCUGUUUAUUUGUUUUUUUUUCUUUUUGCUUCUGUUUGCUUAUAGAUGCCUUUUUUUUUUAAAAAAAAAAGAAAAAGAAUUAUCUACAAAAAGGGAUGAGGAGAAAAAUCUUACUCCUACUUGCCCGAAUAACGAUAAUAACAACAACAGAAAUGUGUCUUUUUUUUGCUACGGAUAUUAGUUUGAGUAGUCUCUAUGUGCUUCACUUUUAUACAAAAGCAUAAGAAAGUGUACCUUCUGAUAUUUUUCUGUAUAGCUUCUCUGUGUGAAGUAUUCCAACAUAACAAUAUAUAUAUAUAUAUAUGCAUAUGUAUGCCAUCUAUUGUUUUUUUUUGUCUUUUUUUACAUAAAACAGAAGAAAAAUUCAA